AUGCCUAAGGAUCUGACAUUCAACGUCCACUACACGGACGAGUUCUCGCACAAUUUCUACGGCGACGGGAAGAAACUCGCCGGCAAUAUGCGUGAGAUCUACCAUGAUCAGAAUAUUGAGUUCCCGGAUGAUUUCGACUCGACGAUGACAGUGCCGCCGGUUCAUUUUAUGCAGGUUUCGGCAUCGGAUGAUGUGGAUGUAGAGAAGUUGAAGGCAGUUCAUGUUCCUGCUGGAUUGGAUGUUGAGAUUCAUGAGUGGCAUAUGUGA
Messenger RNA from Aspergillus tanneri, 267 nucleotides. RefSeq lists its product as uncharacterized. The record is from RefSeq and is a predicted model, not a curated record. Bases 1 to 267 code for a protein of 88 amino acids. The transcript has 4 exons. NCBI's taxonomy places the organism in Eukaryota, Fungi, Ascomycota, Eurotiomycetes, Eurotiales, Aspergillaceae.